AUGCAAAUCUUUGCUAAGAUCCAAGAUAAGGAAGGGAUACCACCCGAUCAACAAAGGCUUAUCUUUGCAGGGAAACAAUUGGAAGAUGGUCGCACCCUUGCCGAUUACAACAUACAGAAGGAAUCUACCCUUCAUUUGGUGCUCCGGCUGAGAGGUGGAAUGCAGAUCUUUGUCAAGACAUUGACUUGGAAGACCAUCACCCUUGAGGUUGAAUCCUCAGAUACAAUUGAUAACAUCAAGGCCAAGAUCCAGGAUAAGGAAGGGAAACAACUUGAAGAUGGAAGGACCCUUACCGACUACAACAUCCAAAAGGAGUCUACCCUUCAUUUGGUGCUUCGAUUGAGAGAUAAGGAGGGUAUCCCACCAGAUCAACAAAGGCCUAUCUUUGCAGGGAAACAACUUGAAGAUGGAAAGACUCUUGCUGAUUAUAACAUCCACAAGGAAUCCACUCUUCAUUUGGUUUUGAGACUUCGUGGGGGUAUGCAAAUUCCAGUUAAGACCCUCACUGGAAAGACCAUAACUUUGGAGGUUGAGAGUUCAGAUACUAUUGAUAAUGUGAAAACUAAGAUUCAAGAUAAGGAGGGUAUCCCACCAAAUCAACAAAGGCUUAUCUUUGCAGGGAAACAACUUGAAGCUGGAAGGACUCUUGUUGAUUACAACAUCCAGAAGGAAUCCACUCUUCAUUUGGUUUUGAGACUUCGUGGGGGUAUGCAAAUUUUUGACAAGGAGGGAAUUCGUCUAGACCAGCAGAGGCUAAUUUUUGUUGAUAUUUGUGAAGAUACUUACUGGGAAGACACUUACCUUGGAAGACACUUACUGGAAAGCUGUGACACUAUUGAUAAUGUGAAGACAAAAAUACAAGAUAAGGAGGGUAUUCCACCAGAUCAGCAGAGGCUUAUUUUUGCAGGCAAGCAGUUGGAGGAUGGUCGUACCUUGGCAGAUUACAAUAUUCAGAAAGAAUCUACAUUGCAACUUGUUCUUCGCCUCCGUUGUGGAUUCUAA
Molecule: messenger RNA, 1002 nt
Organism: Vicia faba (fava bean)
Lineage: Eukaryota; Viridiplantae; Streptophyta; Magnoliopsida; Fabales; Fabaceae
Source: the annotation of a GenBank genome assembly